UUCAAAUAUGAAAGCAAAAUUCGCAGUCGCCGGCGAACCCGAAGAAGCCCAACUAUAAAUAAAUAAGGGGUCACAAUCGAGAAGAAAUCGAAGAUCCCUUUUCCAGAUGCUCGUCCUCUUCUGUUGCAAAGAAAUGGAAGAUUCUCCAAUAGAAGAGGCCAAAAAAACACAGAGGAAGUUUAUGAUUGAUUUAUAUAUGAGAAUCAAUCAGAGUUGUCUACUCAACCGCAUUCAGUCCAAUCCAGAAGGAAUAGCGAUAACGAUAUAUGCCGCAGAUGACUCUGAUUCAUGCUUCUUCUUCUUCUUCUUCUUCUUCUUCUUCUUCUUGGCUGAGUAGUUGCUUAGACACAGUGAUCUUUGCAAGCUUGAUAUGGUUGAUUUUUCGAAUAGCGAAGCUCUUAUUAUGGUCCAGUCAUAAUGAUGCUUCUGAUUCGAAGCUCCGAGUUCCUCCAGGUAAUCGAGGAUUACCAUUCAUCGGAGAAACCUUACAGUUGAUGAAAGCUGUCAAGAGCAGCAAUGGCGUCCAUGACUUUGUUAGGGUUCGCAGACUUAGGUAUGGAAUCUGCUUCAAAACCAAUGUAUUAGGACAGACCCAUGUUUUUCUUUCGAGCACUGAAUCAGCUAAGGCAAUCCUAAACAAUGAUUCAGGAAGAUUUCCAAAGACAUUAAUUAAGUCAAUGGCAAAGAUAAUGGGACAAGAAAGCGUGUUCAGUGCCCCUAAACAACACAAGCUGAUCCGCAACCAUCUUGCCUACUUUUUCUCUACAAGUUCUGUAUUGCUGUUUAUCAAACAGUUUGAUAAACUGGUUUUAGAUGCACUUGGUAGCUGGGAGCAUAAGGGCACCGUGAUUAUACAUGAUGAAGUAGUAAAGAUUAUCUUGAAGACGAUGUUGAAGAGCAUGAUGAGUUUAGAGAGAGAGGAUGAGGUGGAGAUGAUGCAAAAGGAUAUUGCUACUGUUUGGAAAGCGUUGCCAGCGUUGCCCAUCAUGCUACCUUGGACUAGAUACUAUAAAGGCUUCCAGGCAAGACAAAGAAUCAUGGCCAGAGUAGAGAAAAUAUUUAGUGAAAGAAGAAGCGGCUCAGGAGCUCAUCAUGAAGAUUUUCUCCAACACCUUCUCACAGAAACCCCGUCACUAACUGAUGCACAGAUUAAGGACAACAUCUUAACCAUGAUUAUUGCAGGUCAGGACACAACUGCUAGUGCAAUUGCAUGGAUGGUCAAGUUCUUGGGUGAAAACCAAGAGAUCAUCAACACACUUAAGGCUGAGCAACUUUCCCUGGUAGAAAAUUUUUUGCCUGAGUCAUUCCAAACGCUAGACAAUCUUAAUGACAUGCCUUAUGCUUCAAAGGUUGUUAAAGAAUCAUUAAGGAUGGCAUCUAUAGUACAAUGGUACCCAAGAUUAGUAGUGCAGGACUGUGAGAUUCAUGGAUAUACAAUCAAGAAAGGAUGGAAAGUUAAUGUUGAUGCAAAAUCAAUACACUAUGAUCCUGCAGUGUAUAAAGACCCCAACAAGUUCAUUCCUUCCAGGUUUGAUGCUGAAUCAAAACCAUACAGUUUCAUACCUUUUGGACAGGGAGAAAGGAUAUGUAUGGGGAUGUAUAUGGCUAGGGCUAUGAUGCUAGUCUUUCUCCACCGUCUUGUGGUCACUUACAAGUGGAAGGUGAUUGACUCGGAUUCAAGCAUUUUGAAAGGGGCACCUUUUAUGACAUUAAAAACUGGUUGCCCUAUACAUGUUACUCCUAUUAGGGAAGGUGCUAAAUCAAAUAAAUGAUGAUAGGACAUGAGUACUAUCAUCAAGGAACUCGUCUAUCUAUUGAUGGGUUGUAAGUGUUGUAAUAAUGUGGCAAGUUUUCCCAACUGCUUCCCAUCAAUUUAAGUGUGUAUGUCCAAACAAUAUAUUGUGUAUUUGCCCAAAAAAAAAAUAAAAAAAAUAGCACUGAGUCGAUGCCAUGAAUGAAAAAUUGAUGUUCUCUUUCUUA
Camellia sinensis is the source of this 1980-nucleotide messenger RNA. Its product is annotated as abscisic acid 8'-hydroxylase 1. Gene Ontology annotation, molecular function: monooxygenase activity; heme binding; oxidoreductase activity, acting on paired donors, with incorporation or reduction of molecular oxygen. NCBI's taxonomy places the organism in Eukaryota, Viridiplantae, Streptophyta, Magnoliopsida, Ericales, Theaceae. Gene Ontology annotation, biological process: brassinosteroid biosynthetic process; brassinosteroid homeostasis; sterol metabolic process. The record is from RefSeq and is a predicted model, not a curated record.